Molecule: messenger RNA, 790 nt
Organism: Petromyzon marinus (sea lamprey)
Lineage: Eukaryota; Metazoa; Chordata; Hyperoartia; Petromyzontiformes; Petromyzontidae
Source: RefSeq, a predicted model, not a curated record
AUGAAUGUGGAAAGGGGGAAGGUGCGCUUGUGUGGGAGGGAAAUGGAAAAAUCCGGCCCAGUUCAGCACAGUGUGGGCACAGGAAUCGGAAAUCGUGGAAACCUGGGGAGAGGGCAUGGCUGCAUUGCCCCCAGGUGCCCGUUGGCACAUCUCCUAAAUUACAUAGGCCCGGUGGAGGUAAUUGAGGUUAGGAGGCCACAGUGUGUACAGAUCCAGGUUGGUCGCAGGCAUUGGUAUGUGCACCCGUCACGACUGAAACCAUAUUUUCCACCUUAUGAGGGAAAUUCAUCUCCACCAUCUGAUAACUGGGUGUGUGAUGUGUCCGACGGGGACGGACGUACGUUUACGGAGGUUGCGCCUUUGCGAGACUCUGUUCCUCCGUCCGCAGGAUCCCAGGGCUUGACGCCUCAUGGAACUGCCGGCGAGUGCCGCCCACAGGCGGACCGGGAUGGAUGGUACAACCGCCACCCGCUUCUUCCUCUCCUCCGUCUUCGUCCCAGGGGGGACCGCGCCCGUUGGACCAGCUGCUCGUCACCCCCGGAGUCCCUGGGGGACACGUGCCAGGCCCUUACGAGGGACCGGCAACAAGGACCCGUUCAAGACGUAUCCGAGCCCCUGACUGCCGACGUGAACUGCGACCCCGACCGGGCUGACCCUGCUGCAAAGGAGCCCUCUGCUCUGCCAUCGCUUACCCUGCCGCCCGGCAUGCCGGCCACGGAAGAGCAGGAGGCAGUUUCUGUCGCCAGUCCAGCAUCACGGACUCGCUCCGAGAUGCUUCGAUUUCGUUGAA